This is a messenger RNA of Drepanopeziza brunnea f. sp. 'multigermtubi' MB_m1, 798 nucleotides long. RefSeq lists its product as uncharacterized. NCBI's taxonomy places the organism in Eukaryota, Fungi, Ascomycota, Leotiomycetes, Helotiales, Drepanopezizaceae. The record is from RefSeq and is a predicted model, not a curated record.
AUGCCCAGGCCCACACCCACUUCCCAAUCCAGCACCCUCCAGCACACACUCUCGCACACCCCAGCCUACAUCGUACUCGUCGAGCGCUUCACGCACGCCUCCCGGGACUCCACCCGCUACUUCUGCCCAGACCCAGACCUGGACCCGGCGAGCGCGUACGCAACGGCCUUCCUGGAGCUGGCGCCCGAGCUAGUGCACCGGGAGGCCUGGGUGCGCAGCUGGGAGUACGUCAAGAUGGCGUGCGACGUGCAUCCUGGCCCGUGGUUUAACUGUUUCUUCCUGCAGCGGGGGCCGCGGGUCAUUGCUACGGUGGAGCUGGUCGAGUACGAAAAUGAGUACGAGAAUGAGUACGAGAAUGAGUACGAAAAUGAGAAUGAGAUUGAGAUUGAGAAUGAGAUUGAGAUUGAGAAUGAGAGUGUGGAUGGGGAUGGAGAGAGGGAGAGAGAAGGUCACGCUCAUGAGGAGACGGCCAGGGAAAGCCGCGCCGAGGCUAGUCACCGAGCGAAAAAUCUCGAGCAAGAGAGAGAAAGAGAAAGAGAACCCCACCCUCCCCAACCGACGCCUAUCAGCAACAGCAGGAGCCAUCCACGCCACCUCCCACAGCCGCCGCCAACAACGAAGGAGACUCAGCCGCGCUCUCGGAAGAGGACUUUCCAAGACUCCACGCGCGAGGCGCAGAACCAAGACCAAGACCAAGACCGGGGAGAAUCUGGAGUUGAGGAUAGUACAAAAAGUCCGUCGUCGGUCUUGGCUCGUGAAGGGGAGAGGGUGGUGAAGAGAAGAGCGCUGAGCUUGUGA